Messenger RNA from Gadus morhua (Atlantic cod), 667 nucleotides. RefSeq names its product parvalbumin, thymic. The transcript has 4 exons. NCBI's taxonomy places the organism in Eukaryota, Metazoa, Chordata, Actinopteri, Gadiformes, Gadidae. Gene Ontology annotation, molecular function: calcium ion binding. Bases 167 to 499 code for a protein of 110 amino acids. The record is from RefSeq and is a predicted model, not a curated record. Gene Ontology annotation, cellular component: cytoplasm.
CCCACUCAGGUGAAGUGUGGUGGUCAGGUGCGGGCGACAGGCGUCAAGGGGACGCUGUUGGGGAGUGACACCGGGGAUAAAGCUCCCCUCCGUCCUGCUUGAACUCCUCUCUCCCUGAACACCCAUCCAGACCGCAGGAGGACAGAGAGGAGACACCAGCUCGGACAUGGCCAUCACAGACUUCCUCGCCGCCUCGGACAUCACCUCCGCCAUCAGCGCUUGCAAAGCGAAAGAUUCGUUUAGUGCAAAGAUGUUUUUCAAAACAGUGGGCUUGUCCAAGAAGACAGCGGCCGAGGUGGAGAAAGUUUUCAAGAUCCUGGACCAAGACAAGAGUGGCUUCAUCGAACAAGAUGAGCUGCAACUGUUCCUGCAGAACUUCUCCAAAGGAGCGAGGAAUCUGACCGCGGCUGAAACCAGGGCGUUCCUCCUGGCCGGCGACUCUGACGGCGAUGGGAAGAUCGGCUGGGAAGAGUUCUCUGCCCUGGUGAAGUCAUCAUAACAUCAUUGUCGUCCUUGUUCAUCAUUGUUCCCGUUUUAUCACAAUUUAAGCCAAUUCCAAUGCUUUAAAUUUAUUUUGGGGGACAAUAGUGUGUAGGCUAAGAAAUGUGAUGUGAAUGUUAAUUAAUUAAUUCCAAUAAAAAUGUCAUGGUUUAACCCUUAUUUCACA